Molecule: messenger RNA, 1389 nt
Organism: Babesia ovata
Lineage: Eukaryota; Apicomplexa; Aconoidasida; Piroplasmida; Babesiidae
Product: S-adenosyl-L-methionine-dependent methyltransferase superfamily protein
Exons: 1
Coding region: 1-1389 (462 amino acids)
Biological process (GO): RNA methylation
Molecular function (GO): methyltransferase activity
Source: RefSeq, a predicted model, not a curated record
AUGUGUAAUCGCCCCAACGAUGUGCAGGCAACCGAACUUGCAGUACAGCGCGUCGAAGAAUCUGUCGACAAGAGGCGCAAACGCAACAAGCCUGCGCCGCAGCUCGAGUUCAAUGGAGAUUCCGUCGUCCUUCCUCCGGCUGUAGUGGCAUGGUUGCUGCACAUCGGCGUAGACGUUGAGAGAUACCAGCGGGCGCUAUAUCAGGUUGCUAAAGGGUUAAAGAAGAGGUACUAUCGCAUGUUAUCAAGCUCAGAUCAGUCGUCUGAGGUUGCCGUUGUUUCAAAGCCCACAUCGAGUGAAUUACAUGUUCGCGAAGAUGUUCCUUUUGCUCCAGAUCAGACACAUGAAGAAACUGAUGCUGACGGCUCAUUGGCUUUGAAUUCCAGUGAAGGCUUAGCACAUGACAGCACCAUUUCACUAGGCGAAGAUUCAGGGUGCAACACGAACCAUACGAAGCAGCCUUCUCCCCAACGUCAUUCGCAUGUAAGGUGGCUCCGUGACGUCGAACUGUACGAGUGUUACUCGAAGAUCCCUGAAGGGGCUAUCGGUCUAGAUGCGGCGAGUGCGGCAAUUAUAGACGCGCUAAGGUUAUCGGAACUUGCGCAAAAGGAUGAAUGCAAGUGGAUUUUGGAUGUUUGCUGCGCUCCAGGCGGCAAGCUUCUGGGCACGGUGAGCACCGUGAAACGUCUAUGGGGAGACAAGAUUAACUGCAAGAUUAUUGGUCUAGACAUCGUCAAAAGGCGGCUGGAUGUAUGCGCAUCUCUCCUAAAAAGGGAGAAUGCACCAAGAAACAUUGACGUUCAUUUGCUGAACUGCAGUGGUCAGAGCUUCACCGAAUUCGAGGGCGAAUCUAUGAUCGAGCGGUUCGACCGUGUUAUAGUGGAUGCUGAAUGUACCCAUGAGGGAUCCUUGCGAUCGGUCGUGCGCACCUUGAAGUACUGGGGCAUACAAUCGCUGGAGAGCCGGUUUACGGAGGAACAUGCGAAGUCGGUGGUCUCAAACCAACGAGAGCUGCUUAGACACGCUAUUAGGUUGAUACGCCCCGGUGGCAUGGUGGUUUAUAGUACGUGCUCUUUGCACGAUGAGCAGAAUGAGAUCCUGGUUGCAAGCGUGAUCGAAGAAUUUGAUAACGUGCAGUUGCGCCAGCUACCCUUGGUACAAUGCGAUUGUUGUUCAACGGUUUGUGAUAGGCCGGAUGCAUGGCCUGCUACCUCCACGGAGCAUAUAAUCAGGAAACAUUGCUCUCCUCGUUACCUUCCUAAUCGAGAGGUCUCCAGUGAGGCCAGUGGCUGCUCCAAUAUUACCUCACCAGUUUGCGUUAGAUUCAGUCCAUUAUCUCCCGAUACCGAUGGCAUUUUUGUUGUUUCAAUUGUAAAAUUGCCAAUUUAA